AUGGCUUCGCUACAAGAAGCGUCUGUACAUUUUAUGAAUAUCUUCAGUAAGAGGACAAUAUACGAAAAAAUAAUAUUGUGUCUUCAGAUAGAGGAUGUAGCAAUGAGUUGGCUGAAGAAAUCCAAGGCGCCUGCUGCAGAGGCUAGCCCUCCCCCGGGGUUACCCAAUGGUCGUCCCCGGAGCGAGACUGACCCUGAGACGUGCCUUGAAGUGUUUAAAUCUCACUGGCAUCAGGCGAUUGUUAUCAUUCGGGAUAUCAAUAAUAGCCCAAACCCAGCAAAAAGUAAAGCCCCUGCCCAGGGAGUCAAAUCCGAUGAUGUAGACGCAGUUAUUAAUUACAUAGACCAGAUGGUCCUCCUGUUAAUCCGUGAAGCUAAAGAGGAGGACGGCUCCCAAGGAUUAAUGCUGGAUUAUUUACUAACCAAUGGCAUCUUAGAUCUCCUUUUUGAUUGGAGCGAAAAACAGAAGGAAUUUCGACUUAAACUUUUCACGCAUCAAUUGAAGGUCUAUGAGAUGUUGAUCAGUCAAGCCCAGCAAAGUCUAUUAGUGCAUAAACCUUUGAUUAAACCUAUGAUGCGAUUGAUAAGUCAAUGUGCCGAUCAUCCUGGUACUAUCGAACAUCAUCUAGUUUUACUUCUCCACCAAUUGUGUAUUAACCUUAGUAAUGAUGCGAGUCUCUUAGAGAUUUUCUUCAGUGCAAGUGCGGACCAUGGUCAAACAAAAUUUCUGAUUUUUUCUGCGCUGAUACCCUUUGUCCAUCGAGAAGGCACCGUGGGUCAGUCCGCACGUGAUGCUCUACUGUUGAUCAUGGUUUUAACGAACAAACAUGAGAGUAUUGGGAACUACAUCGCUGACAACUCCGACUUCUGCCCGGUAUUGGCUACUGGACUCAGCGCUCUCUAUUCCUCCUUGCCUUAUAAACUUGAGAUCAGGUUUGAAGAUUGGAGUCGUCUAGAGGAAGAAGAUUGGAAGAGAGUUCCUUCUCUCGUUAUGUUUCUUAAUUCGUUAGAGUUCUGUAAUGCAGUAGUCCAGGUUGCCAGUCCUUGUGUACGAGAUCAGCUCAUUAAAUUUAUCUACCAUGGCUUUCUGAAGCCAGUCAUUGGUCCAGCCCUCCACCAAAAUGCUAUGGAUGAGGUGGUUGCCGCCACUGCGUAUCUGGAAUUGUUUCUUCGCAAGAUCACUGAACCUGCACUCAUGCACAUAUUUCUCAAGUUCAUCUGUACUGCCAGUUGCGAUGAGAUCAUCAUCCUGGAGUCUUUGAUAACACGUAUUAAUAGCAAUACUAGGCUCUGCCUGGUGUCUCUCGCUUUGUUCACGACACUAGUUGACCUGAAAUGUGAAGACGUCAUGUACCAGUUAGUGUUCAAAUAUUUGAUACCGUGCACACAUGUAAUGGUCAGUCAGAGGCGCUCAGUAAAGGAUGUUGAUCUCUAUGGGAAAGCUGCAGACAAGUUGCUAUCUCUAAGACCAGCUUGUAGCAUACCUGAUGACAGUAUACCUGGAACACCUGACUCAGAAAACUCCAGAAGUUCAUCCCCUGAUAACUCCACUGCAUUUCCAAAGGGCUCAAUUGGGAGUAAACUGGACCAUUAUGAGACAAGUUAUAGCGAAUAUCUCCAUGAUGCUAGGAAUAGAGUCGUCAAAACGGCACAUUCAUGUCAGUGUUGGAGCGCCCCCUAUGAUGGUGAAACUCCAAGUCCCGAUAGUUUGAUAGCUGAACGUUCACCGAGUCCAGGGUUGAAUAGCUCGCUAAAUAUUUCGGGGGUGUCAUCCAUAUUGGAAGAUUCAGUGUUAAGUGAAGCUGCCACUAGAGGGAGCACUGAAGAAUCUCCAAGAACUUCAGGGUCAUGUGACACAUCCACUGUCGGCCAUCUUGAAAUUCAAAAUGGAGGUAGUAAGCAAAUCCAAGAUAAAAGUGGUCAAAAUUUGAAUGCAGUAAAACAACACAGUGAUAAUAACAACACAGAGACUGUCAUUAAACUUCAGAACAAAUCUGAACUGGAUGACGAAACAAGAAAUCUCAUUGAAGAACAUUCAGGAACUGAUACAGGAGAAGGAGCAUUCUCCCAAGAGGAAUCCGACCCUCAGGAAUUCAAUAAUUUUUUGUUAACAUUAAAACGAGCAAAAACACCUGAUAAUAUCUGUGAUACAAUCGAAGAAAGCCUCAGUGACUUCGAGGAACUUCUCGAUAAAUAUAAAUAUAUUGAAACGACGAGAAAACACAAAUCAAAAUCAUCAGGAUUAGAACCUAGUGAGAAAAUUCAAAAAGUAGAGACUAAUAUUACGACAAAACCAAGGUCAAACUUGACUGAUGAAGACCUUAAAAAAGAAAGUGCCAAAUCGGAAGGUCAGUCAGGGGACUUGUCAUCAGGUUUAGGCCCAAUGGACCUGUCAAUGUUUGACUCAUCUAUAAGUGCUUCUACAGCUCUCAACUCAAUACCAAAACAGGUUUCAUCCAACUCAAAGGAACCUGUCGUUACCAGUGCCUUGCCCCUACCCCCCAGCCUACUCUUCCCAAGGGUGGAAGGCCUACAGAGGCCUGACAGUAGACGUAGCAUACAGCAUCCCGUCUACACACCUACCAAGUACAAUAUUGGUACCCCAAAUAUAGGCCCAUUUCUGACUGUGCUACUGAACAAGCUGGAAGGGAUGCAACAGAACACACUCUACGUGAACUUCCUACUGACUGGCCUUUUGACAAGGCUCUCCUGCUACCCCCAACCAUUACUAAGGUCGUUCCUCCUCAAUCACAGUCUCGUCUUCCAGCCGACUGUAAAGUCAUUAUUUCAGGUGUUGGGUUCAGUGAAACACAAAGUUGACUGCUACUCGUACACAGUUGAUAACUUUGACCAGAUGCUUCUAAAGGCUUAG
This is a messenger RNA of Owenia fusiformis, 2871 nucleotides long. Lineage: Eukaryota; Metazoa; Annelida; Polychaeta; Sabellida; Oweniidae. The record is from the annotation of a GenBank genome assembly.